Molecule: messenger RNA, 1458 nt
Organism: Oryza sativa Japonica Group (Japanese rice)
Lineage: Eukaryota; Viridiplantae; Streptophyta; Magnoliopsida; Poales; Poaceae
Product: beta-carotene hydroxylase 2, chloroplastic
Biological process (GO): xanthophyll biosynthetic process; carotene metabolic process
Cellular component (GO): chloroplast
Molecular function (GO): beta-carotene 3-hydroxylase activity
Source: RefSeq, a predicted model, not a curated record
CUCUCGAUUACACUCCCCCGUCACACUCUCCCGCUCCAUCCCUGUCCACGAAAGCGCGCGCGGGUAAGAUACGAGGCCGGGAGGGAAGAACGACCACGGCAUGGCCACCGGUCUCUCCGGCGGCGCUAUGACCAGCUUCGCCGUCAAGAAGCCGCUCCUCGCGGCCGCCGUGCGCCGCCGGUCGUGGCCCCCGCCGUCGGGCCGCGCGCUGCCGUUCUCGCCGCUCACGCGGACCCCGCGCAGCCGCGGGCUCGGGACCGUCACGUGCUUCGUGCCGCAGGGCACGGAGAGCCAGCAGGCCCCGGCUCCGUCCCCGCCGCCGACGGUGCCCGUGCCCGUGCCCUCGCUGGAGGAAGAGGCGGCUGCCGCGGCGGCGCGGCGCAUCGCGGAGAGGAAGGCGCGGAAGCUGUCGGAGAGGCGGACGUACCUGGUUGCGGCCGUCAUGUCCAGCCUCGGCUUCACGUCCAUGGCCGUCGCCGCCGUGUACUACCGCUUCCAUUGGCAACUGGAGGGCGGGGAUGUGCCGAUGACCGAGAUGUUUGGCACGUUUGCGCUCUCCGUCGGCGCAGCGGUUGGGAUGGAGUUCUGGGCGCAGUGGGCGCACCGCUCGCUGUGGCACGCCUCCCUGUGGCACAUGCACGAGUCGCACCACCGUGCGCGCGAGGGCCCGUUCGAGCUCAACGACGUGUUCGCCAUCACCAACGCCGUGCCGGCCAUCUCCCUCCUCGCCUACGGCUUCUUCCACCGGGGCAUCGUCCCCGGCCUCUGCUUCGGCGCGGGCCUCGGGAUUACGCUGUUCGGCAUGGCCUACAUGUUCGUCCACGACGGCCUGGUCCACCGCCGCUUCCCCGUCGGCCCCAUCGCGAAUGUGCCCUACUUCCGGCGAGUGGCCGCGGCCCACAAGAUACACCACACGGACAAGUUCGAGGGCGUACCGUAUGGGCUGUUUCUUGGACCCAAGGAGCUGGAGGAGGUUGGUGGUCUGGAAGAGCUGGAGAAGGAGCUUGCGAGAAUCAACCGGAGCUUGUGAUUUUGACGGCGGCAAUUGCAGCUAGCAAGACUGCGCCUGUCGAGCUAGCAGAAUUGCCUUUGCCUUGCAAGAUUUUUUGUAUUUCUGGCCGCUUCGUCGACUCCAUUAAUUGUCGGUACCGGAGAGAAGGGGACUCCAGAAGCGGAAGCGCUUCGAGUAUACGACGAUGUGGCAGCGGUGAAGAGCACAGUAUAUUUGUUUGAUUGUGGCCUGUGGCAUGCAUGCGUCUCUGCGGCUGAACAUUGUAAGGAGGAUGUUCUGUGGGAUGGUUAUUCUUUGAAUUUCACUGCGCCAACGUUUUUGGUGGAGACGUUGUGCGUCCAGUCCCCUGUCUUGUAAGAAGCACCACAUUACUGUGUAUAACACAUGUUAGAGAUUGUUAACCACUUCAAUGAAACUAAAAUAGGUGGUUGGCAACAAUGCUGAAA